GGCUGCCAUUCAGACCUGGUCACCGACUUGGACUUCUCUCCCUUUGACGACUUCCUCCUGGCUACGGGCUCAGCCGACAGGAUGGUGAAAAUCUGGCGACUGCCAGCCCCUGGCCAGGCCCUGCCCUCAGUGCCUGGGCUGGUACUAGGCCCCGAGGAGCUCCCAGUGGAAGUGCUGCAGUUCCACCCAAGCGCGGACAGCGUGCUGCUGAGCACAGCGGGCACGGCCGUGCGGGUCUGGGACGCAGCCAAGCAGCAGCGCCUGACAGAGCUGGUGGACCAUGGGGACCUGGUGCAGAGCGCCGUCUGGAGCCGGGAUGGAGCCCUUGUGGGCACAGUGUGCAAGGACAAGCAGCUGCGGAUCUUUGAUCCCAGAGCAAAGCCCCAGGCCUCUCAGAGCACACAGGCCCACGAGAACAGCAGGGACAGCCGGCUGGUGUGGACCAGAACCCAGGAGCACCUCGUGUCCACCGGAUUCAACCAGAUGGGUGAGCGCGAAGUGAAGCUCUGGGACACCCGGCUCUUCUCCAGUGCCCUGGCCUCCCUCACCCUGGACACCUCACCCGGGCCUCUGAUGCCCCUGCUGGACCCAGACUCCGGGCUCCUGGUCCUGGCAGGAAAGGGUGAGAGCCAGCUGUGCUGCUAUGAGGUGGCCCCACAGCAGCCAGCACUGAACCCAGUGACCCAGUGUGUCCUGGAAAGCGUGCUGCGGGGGGCGGCCCUCGUGCCCCGGCGGGCGUUGGCCAUCCUGGGCUGUGAGGUGCUCCGUGUCCUGCAGCUGAGCGACACAGCCAUCGUACCUGUCAGCUACCACGUGCCCCGCAAGGCUGUGGAGUUCCAUGAGGACUUGUUCCCAGACACUGCCGGCUGUGUGCCCGCCUGCGACCCCAAUACCUGGUGGGCUGGAAGCAGCCAGCAGGUAGGCCGAGGCCUGGCUCACUGCUCCUGGCCUCCACCAGCCUCUGGAAGCCCCUCAGUCCAGCUGUGCACCAACUCAGGGGGCCUGCUCUCUGCUCUCCAUGCCUACCCUGUGGACCCCUCCCAGAGGCUCCCUUCUGACCGGGUGGCCCAUGCCCCCCACUGCCACAACCGCCAGCCUCCCCACAGGUGCAGAAGGUCAGCCUCAACCCAGCACACCGGCCCCACCCCAGCUUCACCUCCUGCUUGGUGCCCCCCAUGGAGCCUGCCGCUGACACAGCCCUGCCUACAGAGGCGCCUGUGGGCGAUGCGGAGCCAAGCCUCCUUGCCGACCUCGCCUUCCACGCCCUCCAGCCUGGGGCCCUCGCUCUCCAGCACCAGUGGCAUCGGGACCAGCCCCAGCCAGAGGUCACUGCAGAGCCUACUGGGCCCCAGUUCCAAGUUCCGCCAUGCUCAGUGCACCAUCCUUCACCGAGACAGCCACAUCACCAACCUCAAGGGACUCAACCUCACCACGCCCGGCGAGAGCAACGGCUUCUGUGCCAACCGGCUGCGUGUGGCUGUGCCCCUGCUCAGCAGUGGUGGGCAGGUGGCCGUGCUUGAGCUGCGGAAGCCUGGCCGCUUGCCUGACACAGCACUGCCCACGCUGCAGAAUGGGGCACCCGUGACCGAUCUGGCUUGGGACCCCUUUGACCCACACCGCCUCGCUGUGGCUGGGGAGGACGGCAGGAUCCGGCUAUGGCGGGUGCCGCCAGAGGGUCUGGAGGAGGUGCUCACCACGCCAGAGGCUGUGCUCACAGGCCACACGGAGAAGAUCUACUCCCUGCGCUUCCACCCAUUGGCAGCCGAUGUGCUGGCCUCUUCUUCCUACGACCUCACCGUUCGCAUCUGGGACCUGCAGGCCAGAGCCGAGCAGCUGAGGCUGCAGGGCCACCAGGACCAGAUCUUCAGCCUGGCCUGGAGUCCUGACGGGCAGCAGCUGGCCACUGUCUGCAAGGAUGGGUGUGUGCGGGUCUAUGAGCCCCGCAGUGGCCCUGAACCCCUGAAGGAAGGCCCAGGGCCUGAGGGGGGCCGCGGUGCCCGCAUUGUCUGGGUAUGCAAUGGUUGCUGUCUGCUAGUGUCUGGCUUUGACAGCCGAAGUGAGCGCCAGCUGCUCCUGUACGCGGCUGAAGCGCUGGCAGGUGGCCCCUUGGCAGUGCUGGGCCUCGAUGUGGCUCCCUCGACCCUGCUGCCCAGCUACGACCCAGACACUGGCCUGGUGCUCCUCACGGGCAAGGGCGACACGCGCGUGUUUCUGUACGAGCUGCUCCCAGAGGCCCCCUUCUUCCUAGAGUGCAACAGCUUCUCCUCGCCUGACCCCCACAAGGGCUUCGUCCUCCUGCCCAAGACAGAGUGUGACGUGAGGGAAGUGGAGUUUGCCCGAUGUCUGCGGCUGCGCCAGACCUCCCUGGAGCCUGCCUCCUUCAGGCUGCCCCGAGUCAAGAAAGAGUUCUUCCAGGAUGACGUGUUCCCAGACACAGCCGUGAGCUGGGAGCCGGUGCUCAGUGCCAAGGCCUGGCUGGGAGGUGCCAACGGGCAGCCCCGGCUCCUCAGCUUGCAGCCCCUUGGCAUGAUCCCAGUGAGCCAAGCUCCCCGUGAGGCACCUGCUCGGCGGGCCCCAUCCUCAGCACAGUACCUGGAAGAGAAGUCAGACGAGCAAAAGAAGGAAGAGCUGCUGAAUGCCAUGGUAGCAAAGCUGGGGAACCGGGAGGACCCGCUUCCCCAGGACUCCUUCGAAGGCGUGGACGAGGACGAGUGGGCCAAGUACCUGGCUCAGAUCAUUGUGAUGGGGGCGCAAGUCGUGGGCAGGGCCUUUGCUCGGGCCUUGCGGCAGGAGUUUGCAGCCAGCAGGGCAGCAGCUGAUGCUCGGGGACGCGCUGGACACCAGUCUGCAGCUGCUUCCAACCUCUCUGGCCUCAGCCUCCAGGAGGCACAGCAGAUUCUCAAUGUCUCCAAGCUGAGCCCCGGGGAGAUCCAGAAGAACUAUGAACACUUAUUUAAGGUGAACGAUAAAUCCGUGGGUGGCUCCUUCUACCUGCAGUCAAAGGUGGUCCGAGCGAAGGAGCGCCUGGAUGAGGAACUCAGAAUCCUGGCCCAGGAGGACAGAGAUGAGGGGCAGAUGCCCAAAACAUGACUGCUCAGUUCCCCCUGCCCCGCCGCCUCUAAUUUAUAGCUCAGUAAUAAAUAAAACAAAUGUCUUUCA
Messenger RNA from Galeopterus variegatus (Sunda flying lemur), 3159 nucleotides. RefSeq names its product mitochondrial import inner membrane translocase subunit TIM16. Lineage: Eukaryota; Metazoa; Chordata; Mammalia; Dermoptera; Cynocephalidae. Gene Ontology annotation, cellular component: TIM23 mitochondrial import inner membrane translocase complex. The coding region runs from base 82 to 3090 and encodes 1002 amino acids. The record is from RefSeq and is a predicted model, not a curated record. The transcript is spliced from 28 exons. Gene Ontology annotation, molecular function: protein binding. Gene Ontology annotation, biological process: protein import into mitochondrial matrix.